Molecule: messenger RNA, 5357 nt
Organism: Petromyzon marinus (sea lamprey)
Lineage: Eukaryota; Metazoa; Chordata; Hyperoartia; Petromyzontiformes; Petromyzontidae
Gene: CENPI
Product: centromere protein I
Biological process (GO): mitotic sister chromatid segregation; CENP-A containing chromatin assembly
Cellular component (GO): kinetochore; inner kinetochore
Source: RefSeq, a predicted model, not a curated record
GGAACCACCUCGGCUCGACCAAUCGGCUGCGAGGAAGGCGUGAGUUUGAGCGCGAAAACGGCGGUUGGGCGCUCGGCGGUUCCAGCGAGGUGCCGCCAGCUCGUCACCAUCAGCAACAUCAUUGCGACCACCACACAUCAUUAGUUCCACUAACUACUACAACCGUGCAAGAGACAGACACCCCCCCCCCCCGUAUAGCCUGAACAGACUUUCUCGAGGCAAGUGCUGUUGGGCGAACACCCACGAAGCCCGGCACGCGUGGGUGGUAAGCACCAACGCCCGGCCGUCUUUGUCUUCACCAGUGGCGAUGUUUACACAUCGCACCAGGUACUCAUUUGAGGCCGAGUCGACCGAGGGGAAGCCCCAGGAGCUGUUCGGAUAAUCGUCACCGGUGUUGGUCGUGAGCGAGAAUCGAACUCGGGUCGCCAGGGUGUUUUGCAAGGAGUGCACCAGUAAGUGGGAAGAAGGUGCUUCGAGAAUAACGAACGAAAGCUCAGAUGUCGCAGCUAGAGGAAGCGUUUGCUUAUUUAAAAGAACCUGAAGAUAAGAACCGGGUGCUGCAAAAUUUCCAUCUCACCAUUGUGGAAGCUGCAGCAAGACGGCAUGGCCUGGAUCCUCACGAUCUGCAGGAGCUGCUCAUCAUGGCCCUUUCUUCAAAAUUCAGUCUUGCAGUGAAAUUAAAGAUGGUGAAAUGUCUUAUCCCAUCAUCCGUGGUUUUGGGCAGCACUCCAGCCAUUAUCAUCUCAUGGAUGUGCACAUUAAGCUCCACAAACAACGUGCAGGCAUGGCUACUGCGGUGGCUGGUCAUGGUGUUUGACCUGAUUGAGGAGAAGGAGACACUGCACCUCCUUUAUGGGAUGAUAUUCAACUACGUGCGAUACGAGAAGCUGAGCUCCUAUGCAUGUCACCUACUGUACCUGCUGACACGCAGAGAAGAUGUUAAACUCUUUCGUGUUCAGUUGCUCCUGUCCAUCCACACAAAACUGGGCUUGAAAGACUCUCCGGCUCCUCACUUCAUGGGCCUCUUGUCUUUAUUCAAGGCCUACUGUCCCACGCUCAUGUCCCUCUCACUGCCAACUCGCAGCAGGAAAUAUUUCCGUAGUGAAGACAAAAACUGGAUCGCAAGCCUUAAGCUAGUGCAGAACAAAAACAAAACGACAGCCACACACACUGACUUCCCGACAGCUGGGCUGUACUCCAGUCCGCCCGCUCAAAAGCAGGCUGUGGGGAGGAAACGUACUCGCACCGGAGCCAUCCCUGACUUGGCCAGCUCAGAGCUCACCAGCACCAACAGAUACCAGAUGGAUGACGGCACAAGUGCAGAUAACGCCCCAACAUCAUGUCUGCUCAUCAGGACCCUGCCGGACCUUCUCAACAACAUUCACAAUCUGGAGUUCCCAGCACAAAUGGCCUCUGUGCUGUCGUCCGACAUUCUCAUUUCCUUCCUGAGCUGUGCCAUGGACCCCGUAUCCCAGAACCGCAUUGACUUCUGGCUCUCAAACACCCUGGAGGAAGAGUUUCUCUACUGUGAGGAGGAGGACACAGAGGACACCCUGCAGCACAAGGCAGAAUUCCUGAACCGCAUAGUUCACACGCAGGAGAUGCUUAAGGAGGGUUUCUCGAGUGUCUCCUACUUCCUGACAUCGUGGCUGUCGGUCUGGGACGGUGAGACUUUACGGCCACAGACGCUAAAGCUUCUCACCCGUCUGAACCUGCAGGACAGCAGUGAGCUGUACGAGUGUUUCCUGAAGCCUCUGACCCUGACGUUCAUCUCUUCAUGUGUCUACUUCAAGUGCGCCAUCAUAGAGAGCCUUCACCGGCUGCUCAUCAAUCUGCUGAUGGCCAAGCAGACGCAAGCGGAGACGGAGGUCAACGCUGUUGGCCUGACAGAGCAGCCUACCUUGGCCAAUGGUGAAUUUAACACCAGGCAUGCCAUCCACCAGCUGGUGAAUUUCAUCAGUGAACUGGCCACAGCUGCCCUCCAGCAGGAGAUGUCCAACUGCCUGCUCAUGCACUGCAUUCUCGACUUCUACCAGACGGUGGCGAAGGUUUACAACAUCGGCAAUCUGCCCGUGGUGCUGGUGGCGCCUCAGAGCGUGGUUUACCCUGCCUUCCUGAGCGCGGACCAUUCCACUCUGGAUCGCCUUUGCCACCUCCUCUGCAGUUAUCGGAAAGUCAUCACAGAGCUCAAGACAGUCAAGUCAUUGACGAGGCAGGACUUCAUCUGGAAAAAGGAGAGCAUCAAGGCGUACAACGAAUACGUGAUGUGCAUCAUCAGCUGCCUGUGGAAGAGCUGUGCCUUUUCAGGCGACAGCACGUUUGGUAGGUUUGUGAACAAGAGGCAUUUCGAGGGCGAGCCCAGUUACAUCGGCGAGCCCGGUCACAACUGCGGCUACAGCCUGAUAUACCACCCCGCGCUGCUGGGCAUGGCUCUACGCUUUAUCGCACAGAAUGAGAUGCUUGUGGACCCAUCUGCUCUUAUUCAGAGACUCCACAAGAUUAAAGGAGUUGCCUGGGAGAACUACGUGGAUUUUCUCUGCACCCUGUACAUGAAGGGCCUGAAGAAUCUCAUUCAGUACAGUGUCAAACGGGAGGGUCAUAUUUGGCCAUCGGGAGCACAGUAAACGAAUCAGUAACUCGCGUACAGCUUUAUAAGAGCUCGCAGAAACAGAAAAACAAUGAUUUAUGCAAUAUCUGGAUAUCACACUGGAACUCCAAAUUUGCAACACUUGCUAAUUUUCUAGCUGUGCCAAAAUCACUCAUUCCCAUUGUUAUCCUCGUGCCAAUGCAGAGUAAAUUUUGAAUGUGAGUUCAUGGUCCCAGAGUUGCUCCCAUCAAGACCUUUUCACCGAACCUGAAGUGACGGAUCAACGUCGAUGUUCCAUCUUGACUCUUAAGGGCCAGAGGCAUCAUUAGUAACAUCUGAUAAAGGGCAAGGGUCCCACACGGUCUCCGUAGCAUCACUCAUAUUCUCUGAAGUAAACCUCAACUUCUGUUCACUUUGAUCUUCCAAUCUCCAGAGUAACAACAACUUCUCUACACUGUUCCAUGUGAUAGGAUCGUCAAAAGGUGCACAAAGAUGCAAGGAGUCUUCUACAGAGACAAAGUAGGUUCCAUGCCUGAGGGGGCCUCGGUCCCUUGGCGUAUUAGUGUAUUAAAACCCAUACGAAUUGUUCUGACAGAAGAGAGGUGAGCCUGAAUGCAGAACACACUAUCCCAUUGUGUGUCAUGCCAGCUUGAGCUGUUCACAAGCAGCACUGUCAUUUAGCCUCGUGGGUUGUUGCGGCAACAUUUCUAUGUUUGUGUAUAUACAAUAUGUAGUAGACAGUAUAAGAACACAGUAGUUAAGAGAGCCUUAUCACUUAAGUGAGUAUUUAAUCUGCUUGCAUUACCUACAGUAUGUUUUCCAUUCGCCUGUUGGCAAAACACCACCCAUCUCUUUAUAUCAACCUAAUGUCUUUGUUUAAAAUUGUAUUAAGUAACAUGCCUGUUGCCUAAAUGAUGAUCGCAUGGUGGUGUAAUGAUGAUGUGGAAUAUAGCUAGUGCUUAAUGUGAGUAAAUGAGAAAAUGUCUGUAAAUAUGUACAGGACCUGUAUUUUUCUAUAUAUAAAGUAUGUGAUCUGCUAUUAGAUUCCUUUUAUUUUGCACAUGUGAAUGAUAUUAUUUAAUUGAUGUUAAUAUUUGGUCAUUCAUGUUUUUCACAGUGCCACUUAACAUUCAUCAGGCAGUGGGUCCGAUUGCUUAUUAAUAUGGGUUGUUGCUCAUGUCAGUUGGCAGCCCUGAGUGAGAAAAAAAACAUGGUAUGAACCAGUACCUGUGGAGAGAUAAUGAACUCGGCUACUUGCGACUGGGGAUUAUAAUUCACCUUCAUUUAAUCACGUGCUCCGUUAAAGCAGCAAAUGUCACUCGCCGUGUUACAUUCUGGUUUUACGACCUUGAAAAGAGUACUCUUGCCGCACUGAUGAGCAAAGUGAAUGGGACCACGUUUUCUGAGUUCACGUUUGGUUUUAAUUAGAAUAGAAAUAAAUAUUCCAGAGCAACCUAUCUGGUCGUAAGUGGGUGGUAUUAAGACAACCCUGCUGAGGUCCUGGGUAACAAUUUAAUUUCACAAUGGAUAUUACAUUUUGUUGAAAAAGUUGUACAAAUGUAGGAAAUGUCUUGUUAAUGGAGUUACAAGCCCAAUCCAGACAUACCUACUAGCAGCCAGUUGUAUGAGCACAUUAAACACUUAAAUGCCAAACAACAUCCGUGCAGGUGGCACUGGCAGAGUGCCUGAUUCACAUUGGCAAGGGAUUAACGCUGCCCAUCUAAGCUCUGCGAUUCAGUAGCUGUGUUCAAACAAUAGUUUCCCUCUUUGUAGACAUUCCUGCCAAAGGAAUGUGGAAUUUACAUGACUGGCUCAGGACUGCCCAUGGUGUUGAGCGUCACUGAAUUGUCACUUGAGCAAAGAGACACCUGGACCUCGAAACACUUAAUGACAACUCAAAUUUCAAUAUAUUCUGCAAGUUUAUUUUAUUGGGACCACUUAUUAAUACUUGCAUGUAUAUGUACUGUGUAUGCAUGUAUGUAUGUUUUAUGUAAAAACGUGUAUCACGAGAACCCGUAGUGGAAAACCAUAUUGUAUAGAACCUCAGCGUUUUCUCGGUAAUUGAAUCGUGUUCCGUUAUGUAUUUCCACAUCUGACUAAAUAUUGGACUUCCAUAUUUACGUUAACCGGCAGCAUGUUUAAAUACGUUAAUUGUGGACCCGUUAGCCAUCGACAGCAGCAGUUCCGUGUGUUAAUAGGAUGUUGAUGGUUUACCAGAUGGUAUUGGUAGAUGCACUCUUUCUAAACAUACUCUUUGGUUCUAUUCGGUAAAGUCACUUUACCGAAUAGAACCAAAGAGUAUGGAUCCUUGCAGUCACGAAAGCUUCAAAUCUAGAAUCUUUCUAAACAGUUUGUUUAAAAAAAUAUUGCAUUAGACCUCAGCGCUUGGUCAGGUGAUGAUCCCCACAAGAGAGAAACUGGUUCACGGUUCACAUGUUUGCCGAUAGGAAUGUACAUUUUGGAAAUAACAUCUGAUAAACUGGUCGUAAUUGUUUGAUAGCACGUCUGACUGCUGACGAACUGGGUAAUGCAAUUCUAGAAUGCUAAUAGGCCAAUGAACAUGUUUUAUUGUUGUGGAUAUACGUAAUGGAAAAUUGUUGGCUGAAUACCUAUUUUUUAUUGCUUUUAGUUCAUAUUUUAUCAAUGGCACCUAAACAUUUAGUUUUUGAUGUACAAAGUUUUAAUAUCCCUUCCUUAGAGCCGCAUAUUCUCAAGUGUUAACGUUUAGUUUUUUGUCUGUUAAUAAAUAACACAGUCGUGUACAUGUACA